This is a messenger RNA of Closterium sp. NIES-65, 1080 nucleotides long. The record is from the annotation of a GenBank genome assembly. Lineage: Eukaryota; Viridiplantae; Streptophyta; Zygnematophyceae; Desmidiales; Closteriaceae.
AUGUUAGCCACUGAGGUGUGCACGUCAGAUGUGUUUCGGCUCGGGCAGCGGUGCUUUUAUCCUGCGCAGCCCCUGCAGCAGCCGCCCCUGGACCUCAGAAGCCGCCCCUGGACCCGGUACGCUCUGUGCUGCCCGUGCCUGUGCUGCCCGUACCUGUGCUACCUGUGCCUGUUGCUGCCUGUGCCUGUGCUGCCCGUGCCUGUGCUGCCCGUGCCUGUGCUGCCCGUGCCUGUGCUGCCCGUGCCUGUGCUGCCCGUGCCUGUGCUGCCUGUGCCUGUUGCUGCCCGUGCCUGUGCUGCCCUGUGCUGCCUGUGCCUGUUGCUGCCUGUGCCUGUGCUGCCCGUGCCUGUGCUGCCCGUGCCCGUGCUGCCUGUGCCUGUUGCUGCCUGUGCCUGUGCUGCCCGUGCCUGUGCUGCCCGUGCCUGUGCUGCCCGUGCUUGUGCUGCCUGUGCCUGUUGCUGCCUCUGCCUGUGCUGCCCGUGCCUGUGCUGCCCGUGCCUGUGCUGCCCGUGCCUGUGCUGCCCUGUGCUCCCUGUGCCUGUUGCUGCCUGUGCCUGUGCUGCCCGUGCCUCUGCUGCCCGUGCCUGUGCUGCCCGUGCCUGUGCUGCCUGUGCCUGUUGCUGCCUGUGCCUGGUGCUGCCCGUGCCUGUGCUGCCCGUGCCUGUGCUGCUCGUGCCUGUGCUGCCUGUGCCUGUUGCUGCCCGUGCCUGUGCUGCCCUGUGCUGCCUGUGCCUGUUGCUGCCUGUGCCUGUGCUGCCCGUGCCUGUGCUGCCCGUGCCUGUGCUGCCCGUGCCUGUGCUGCCUGUGCCUGUUGCUGCCCGUGCCUGUGCUGCCCUGUGCUGCCUGUGCCUGUUGCUGCCUGUGCCUGUGCUGCCCGUGCCUGUGCUGCCCGUGCCUGUGCUGCCCGUGCUUGUGCUGCCUGUGCCUGUUGCUGCCCGUGCCUGUGCUGCCCUGUGCUGCCCGUGCCUGUGCUGCCUGUGCCUGUUGCUGCCCGUGCCUGUGCUGCCCUGUGCUGCAUGUGCCUGGUGCUGCUCGUGCCUCGCGCUCGCGCCCUCGUGCGCUCUGCUACUUUGUCGCUGA